AUGCACCUCUACAAAAUUCCGCCGCAGGGUCAAGGCUUUUGUGGAUCUGUAUGGGCAGCCGAAGGAGGUACCAUGGCGAUGAAACGAGAGGAUGGUGGUCCAGGCCGGUCUCUUCGCAAUGACUAUAACAUGCACAAACUCGUUCUUGAAACAGCUUCGCACUAUACAGUAUUCAAUGUAUGCGUGCCACGUUGGCCGAAUUUUGUGAAAACCGACGAGAGAUGGUGGGACAUGAAUCUCGCCAGAUUUCCGGUCGACUAUACUCCUUGCAAUGUACUCUGCGCGGAACGCAUACCACCACUAUCACAGGAGGUGAGGUAUCGUCUGAUUGACCGAUACUGUCCGCCCGCAUCGGCUGCGACCAUCAAGGCAAACGAUGCUGACCGAGAUUGUCUAGUUCGUCCCUACCUUGGCCGACGAAAGAUUCAAAGCGAAGCCAGACGAGGACGAAAUUUCUUCUCCUUGCGCAACUAUCCCCUGCAUCUUAACCAGGCAGAGGACCUCGGGCUUCCCAUUGUGGAGUAUGCUCAUGCGAUGGCCGAGAUGCUUGCCGUGCUGCACCGGAUUGCCAAAAUCGACGCCAAUGAUAUCGAUCACGAUUUCAUGGGAACUCAUUCUCUAUGGGUCCUGGACUUUGAUUGCUGCAAGCCACUGACUAUGGACGAUGCCGGCAUUGACCAGGCCGCUUCUGCAUUAUUGAGGAACGACCCGUACUAUCCCCGCCCUAGUUCCAGCGCAUCAACCUCGUCUCCAGACGGCACCCUAUGGGCUGAGUUCCAAACCACAUACCUCGAGUACAGUAAGAAUAUCAUCACCGGGCAAGACGUGGCUUAUCUCAACUUACCCGAAAGAUUCAUUGCACGAGUUUCCGAUAUGCACGAACAUGGCGAAGGGCGAAAGCUACCAGGGUCUGAAUCUUAA
Molecule: messenger RNA, 921 nt
Organism: Exophiala oligosperma
Lineage: Eukaryota; Fungi; Ascomycota; Eurotiomycetes; Chaetothyriales; Herpotrichiellaceae
Exons: 2
Coding region: 1-921 (306 amino acids)
Source: RefSeq, a predicted model, not a curated record